Pseudomassariella vexata is the source of this 2202-nucleotide messenger RNA. RefSeq names its product cytochrome P450. The transcript has 5 exons. The record is from RefSeq and is a predicted model, not a curated record. The coding region runs from base 210 to 2003 and encodes 597 amino acids. Lineage: Eukaryota; Fungi; Ascomycota; Sordariomycetes; Amphisphaeriales; Pseudomassariaceae. Gene Ontology annotation, molecular function: heme binding; iron ion binding; monooxygenase activity.
AGGGAUCGACUUAUAAGCUCGAGCUUCUGUAUCUAAGUAAAUGAUGUCCCCCAUCUCAUGCUCCUCGUGGUCGGAUACUCAUCUUGCAAUUUGGUUCGAACAUUCUUUCACUUCCUCUCGGGGCCUCUGCUUUUUAACAUACUUCCUGCAUCGAUACGUUGGACGUUGUCGUGUGCAAAUUCUCAUCAAGUGAACCGACACAUACCACCAUGGCCUUUUUGACCGGCCUCAUCGUCACUUCAUGGGCUCUCAGCGUGUUAUAUCUGUUGAAGAGGAAACAGUACCGGGAUAGAAUACCAGUUGGUGCUAAGCCAUUACCUGGUCCUAAAGGCCUGCCUCUCAUCGGGAGGGUUCACGACGUGCCACCAGAGAAAACAUGGCUGAAGUUCCAUGAGUGGAGCAAGGAGUAUGGCCCGAUAUACCAAAUGGAGAUGUUCGGGUCGGUGCACGUCUGGAUAUCCUCGGAGAAAAUUGCAAACGACCUGUUGUCGAGACGCGCCGUCAUCUACUCGGAUCGGCCCACGAUCCCCAAUUUGCCAAAUAACCGGACCAGUGGAGAGUAUCUUGCCCUACACGGUCGCAAUGAAACAUGGAAACGUCAACGCAAACUGUGCCAGCACCUGAUGGCAGUUUCGGCCAACGAUUCACUCCACGACUACCCUACCAUGGAGCGCGACCGGUUUCUGUUUCUUCUAGCGCAAGACCCAUCACAGUACCGCGAGUACAUCGAGCAAUUCACCGCUCGUACAGUAUCACGGUUAUCUUGGGGUAGCGCACACCCUGCCAACGUCCUUCGUCACACCACCUUCGGUCUACUAGAGACUAUAUCACCGGCGGGUGCUCUCCCCAACAUUGUUUCGUGGCUAGGCUACCUUCCCCGAUUCUUGUCGCCAUGGCAACAGAAGGAAUAUGCCCGUCACGAGCUCGAAGCACGCAUGUGGAAGAACAACGUCAAGUAUGUGCAUGACAGCAUUAAUGAUGGUUCGGCAGACCCAAGUUUCGUCCGCACCUUCAUUGAGACUGUGAAGAAAACCGGUGACAAAGCCAAAUGGGGUGAGGAGUCUGAGGCUACCUACGUGGUGGGGCAGAUGGCCAUCGCUGGCGCUUUGACGAUCGGAAGCCCGAUCCAGAGUUUCUUGCUUGCCAUGCUGCACUACCCUCAAUGGCAGAUGAAACUGCAAGAGGAGAUUGACGCCGUAUGCCAAGGGAAGUGCCCGGAAUGGUCAAAUCGCGAGCAGCUGCCUAUGCUGCGAGCAGUUGUGAAGGAGGUUAUCCGAUGGAGACCGCCUGUCCCAACUGGUAUUCCUCACGCGUCUGAGAAGGAUGAUGUGUAUAAUGGUUAUUUCAUCCCUGCGGGUGCUACAAUCCAUGCCCUAGAAUGGGGCAUGACUCGCAACGAGGAGAUAUAUCCAGACGCCGAAACAUUCAACCCCUCACGCUGGCUCGAUCCAUCAUACCCAACAUACAAGGGCCCCUUGACCGAGUACCCCAAGCUCGCAGGCUUUUCACAAUUUGGUUUCGGUCGCCGCACGUGCCAAGGUGUACCCAUCGUGGAACAAGACCUCUUCCUAGCCAUGGGCGGCAUGGCCUGGGCCUUCAAUAUUACUAAGAAGUUCCGCGCUGAUGGGACUGAGAUCCCUGUGCAUUGGAACGAGUACUCUCCCCUCUUGAUCGCCAAGCCGGCUCCUUUCGAGUUUGAUGCUCGCCCGCGCUCGGAAGCUAUUAAGUGGAAGCUCCGUGGCAUGUGGGAGACGGGCCGAGGCGAGGAUGAUAUUGAAGAAGAGUGUCGUGUCCGCGAGGAAAAAUUGCGGGUUCGGGCUGAGCAUAUGAAAUUGGAUCGGGAGAGAGAAGUUGAGGCGGAUAAGUAUGAUGAUGCGGCAAGUGUGGGGGGUUCUGAGACGAGUGGUCCGUCCGAAGGGGGAAGUGUGUCGAGCAGUGCGACGCCUAACACGCCGGGAGGAUUGAGCGUGAGGGGCGACGGUGAGGUGGAUAUUUGGGCGUGAAGUGUGGAAGCGUGGGAGAUUGAUUAUUAAAACCUUUAGCGCAUGUAUUCUCUUUUAUUAAUGACCCAUUUAGAUUCACUGAAUUAACAUCGAUAUCUCUAGCGAUAUCCUUAGUUUUAGCAGUAGACUGGAAGGAUACCAAAAUUGAUCCAAUAAACAGGCAGCGUCUUAGUAUACGCUGGGCACGUGAUGAUCGAAG